GCCACCGUAGCACGUGUCACGUGACGUCUCGCCGCACUCAUGGAGGCACACGUGUAGCGCGAGCUGACCUCGUGUAAUGGAUUUGUGUUUUGUUGUGCGCGAGACGCUUUAAUCGGUUGUGACGUAAGCGUUUAUAUUAAAUUCCAUGAGGAUGUCUGCACGGGCGCUGUGGCGUCGAGCGGCUACGCUGCGUGCAUGCGUCCGAUCGCCGCGUUGGUCAGUGCACGGAGCUCAGCACCUCUGUUCAGAGAGCGAAUAUGGAAGCGUACAGCAGGACGAAAAGACGCAAACGUUGCAACAGGGCACUGAAAAUGUCGAGGGGUGCUUGUUGGUAUACAAUCCCUCUGCUUACUACCAGUCCAGAGCAGAGAGUUCUGCCAUCCAGGGAGGUUCCGAGAGAGUAGAGGAAACCUCUCAGCCUGUCCCAAGUCCUGGGUUCAGACAACAAAAUAAUCGCUAUAUGAUCGGUCCCUCGCGCAAUUUAUCUAUCUCAAAAAAUGCCCAGCUUGGUUUUGCUUAUAAUAAGGACAUCACUGACAAAAAGUGUAAAUUUGAUCCUCCUAAAGAUAAGGUCUCCAUGUAUAUAAAAAAGGACACACGUGCCUUUCAGAGAUGUAGGUCUGAGUACAGCACGAUGACUCAUGACAUGUCUCAGCGUCCACCUGCUAUUCAGAUCAAAGACGGCUUGUCACUGCUUCAUAAAGCUGCCUUGAUGAAAAAUAUUGAUGCCUCAAAUGUAGCUCGUUUCAUUUGUGAACUCGGCCGCUUGGAACCUGAACAGACCGUGAUGGUCCGAGGCAACAUGCGGUUCUCCACGCUGCUACGCUACAGUGUGGAGAACCUUGAGAACUUCACACAUCUGCAGCUGAUUGAGGUUUUGCGGGCCUUCGUGAGAUUGGAAUUGUCUCACCACCACAACAUACUGGAAUUAUACGAAGCUGAAUUCAGUCGCCGGUCCGGUGAAAUGGAGCUGCACCAGCUACUGCUCAUAGCUGACCUGUGGCGAUGCCUCGGACGCUCAGUCCCCCAGUACAUAGACAAAUUGUGUGACUGUGUUAGCAAGCAUUUUAAUCAGAUGGGUCCACCAGAGCUGGUCCAGUUUGUGUAUAUACUGGGUGAAAGCAGACAAUGUCCUUCAUUUGUUCUUCAGUCUGUAGAAGACAUUAUAAUGCGCCAUCUAGAAGACCUGAAGGGUGAAGAAGUGGGAGCUGUUUGCUUGGGUUUGUUUAAAACUCAGAAUUCGCUCUCAGUGGGAGCUCUCCGCAGGCUUGUGGACCGAGCGUGUGUUGUAGUUAAGGAAAUUAGUGACUUUGGUAUUGUGAAUGUGAUGAAAUUAUUGAGAUUCAGCCACCUGGACCACCUCCACUGGUUGGAGUUGCUCAGCUCUGAAGUGCCUCGUCGCGCACCACAGAUGGCUGUCCAGGGCUUAAUGCAUAUUGCUUUGACCUGCUCUGCACUGCACUACCAUGAUGACCGUGUUCUCCUUGCUGUAGCAAAAAACUUACCCCAAUUACCAUCUCAAUACAGGAGCAAGGAUGCAGCUAAGCUCCUGUGGGCAUUUGGCAACCUGGGCAUCCUUCCUAGCCAGUGCCCCAGCCUUCACCCUCGACUCACACAAGCCCUGCGAGACAGAGAAUCUGAAUUCCGCAGCUACCCUGAACACCUCCUAACAGCCCUGCUUGGCUUGGCCUUUGUAGGUCAGUUCCCUCAUGACUUGCUGAGUUUGGCUUUAAGCCCUGAAUUCACAACCCGUGUCACAGGAUUGAUUGAUCUCAAGAAGGAUCUUUUCACUCUAGAUGGAACAGUGGCGAUUGAGCUGCCUGGCUGGACUGGGCCACGGAUGAACCCCUUAGUCCGGGUGGAGGUGACUAAACAGCUGUGGGAUUUUGCCCAGUCUGAACUGUGUCAGAAACCAGAGGUUCUUGAGGCAGAGGCUGUUCUACAGGAGCUGCUAGGAGGAAAGUUAUUUGUGCACAAGCGAAUGAUCCUACCACAUAUGCGCUCUAUUGACCUUGAAGUGCACUUGGAUCCCAGUGGAAAUCCUUUGCCUGUAGCAGCUGAGAACUACCAAAGCCAAUAUAAUCCAGACAAUGAAUCCCUUUGGCCUCUGAAUUGGAAAGAAAUGCAAACAGGAGUAACCCUGACAGAUGAUCUGCUGGUGCAGUUGACAAGUGGCAAGAAAACAGCCAUGUCAGCGGCACUGCCCCACCAGCAACCAGUUCUGUGUCCUGUGGAGGCUUCUACCAAAAGAGAACGCAUUCUGAGUGUGGGAGUUGACCUGACUGAUGAUCUCCUGCAUGCUAUCACUAAACAGCACGAGCAUUCUUCCAUUCCUGGCCAUGCUACCCCAGUGUCAUCUGUUGCUCGGCUUGCAGUUCAGGUGACCAGUAGAAACCAUUAUUGUUAUAGGACACAACGGUUAACAGGUCUGUAUGUGAUGAAAAGGAGGCAGUUAGCUUUGUCAGGGUAUACAAUUGUGGAGGUGCCACAUUGGGAAUGGAUCCCGCUUCUUCGACGCUCCCUUGCUGAGAGACUUGCAUACAUGCACUGCAAAAUUUUUAGUAGUUUUGACUCCCGAAAAAGGAAAUGAUUUUUAAUUUGUUGUCAUUUUUAUUUAUGUAAUUGUAAUAUAUAAAAAAUGAAA
Molecule: messenger RNA, 2644 nt
Organism: Tachysurus vachellii
Lineage: Eukaryota; Metazoa; Chordata; Actinopteri; Siluriformes; Bagridae
Gene: fastkd5
Product: FAST kinase domain-containing protein 5, mitochondrial
Exons: 2
Coding region: 146-2590 (814 amino acids)
Biological process (GO): mitochondrial RNA processing; regulation of mitochondrial mRNA stability
Cellular component (GO): mitochondrial matrix; ribonucleoprotein granule
Molecular function (GO): RNA binding
Source: RefSeq, a predicted model, not a curated record